Messenger RNA from Limanda limanda (common dab), 4722 nucleotides. Its product is annotated as diacylglycerol kinase zeta-like. Gene Ontology annotation, cellular component: nucleus. The transcript is spliced from 36 exons. NCBI's taxonomy places the organism in Eukaryota, Metazoa, Chordata, Actinopteri, Pleuronectiformes, Pleuronectidae. Gene Ontology annotation, molecular function: ATP-dependent diacylglycerol kinase activity; protein binding. The record is from RefSeq and is a predicted model, not a curated record. Gene Ontology annotation, biological process: lipid phosphorylation; diacylglycerol metabolic process; regulation of synaptic transmission, glutamatergic. The coding region runs from base 154 to 3075 and encodes 973 amino acids.
GCUCCGGUGCUGCAGCGGCCCGGGCUGGAGGACGUGUCCGAGGAGGAGGACGUGUUCGCGGGGGACGGGAGCCUCAGGAUCCCGCGGGAGCCCAACUACUACCAGCUGCCUAGAGAGACGGAGGUGAGGGCCGCGAAGGAGGACGAGGGCCACAUGACCAUGUCCCGGAUGGAGGCGGAGUUCAUCCAGCUGAACCUCAGGAAGCAAGUGUCCUACAGGAAAGCGAUCUCCAAGUCUGGCCUGCACCAUCUGCCCUGUCAACCCAGCACAUCAUCUCUGAACAGGACUGACCCAGAAACAAGUAUCCGCAGUACUCUGGACUGGACUGAAUCGGCCGUGUUUGGAGAUCACAUCUGGUUUGAGACGAAUGCGUCCGGUGAUUACUGUUACGUGGGAGAACAGCAUUGUAUUGCCAGAGCACUGCAAAAGUCGGUCAGUCGAAGGAAGUGUUCCGCCUGCAAAAUCGUCGCCCACACCAUCUGUAUAGAACAACUGGAGAAGUUUCCCAGCCCUAAGGCCAUUCUGUGGGAGGCCAGCCCGCCCCUCAGUGACCCCAGCUUUAGAAUAAACUUCAGGUGUAAACCAUCUUUCAGAGAAUCGGGCUCUAGGAACAUUCGAGAGCCCAUUGUGGUGCGUCAUCACUGGGUGCAUCGGAGACGGCAAGAAGGCAAAUGCAAACAAUGUGGGAAGGGCUUCCAGCAAAAGUUUGCUUUUCACAGCAAAGAGAUAGUCGCCAUCAGCUGCUCCUGGUGCAAACAGGCUUACCACAACAAGGUUUCCUGCUUCAUGCUGCAGCAGAUUGAGGAGGCUUGUCCAAUCGGAGCUCACGCUGCCCUCAUAGUUCCGCCCUCAUGGGUCAUCCGGGUCCGACGCAAUCAGUCGUCUAUGAAGUCAAGCAAGAAGAAGAAGAGAACGUCGUUCAAGAGGAAAAGCAGCAAGAAAGGGGCAGAGGAAGGACGUAUGUGGAGGCCUUUUAUUAUCCGACCCAUCCCCUCACCGCUGAUGAAGCCUCUGCUGGUGUUUGUCAACCCCAAGAGUGGAGGGAACCAGGGAACUAAGAUCAUGCAGUCCUUCAUGUGGUAUCUCAACCCAAGACAGGUGUUUGACCUGAGCCAAGGAGGACCAAAGGAAGGCCUGGAGCUGUAUCGUAAAGUCAACAACCUGAGGAUCAUGGCCUGUGGAGGAGAUGGCACUGUGGGCUGGAUCCUGUCUUGUCUCGACGAGCUGGCAAUAAACCCUCAGCCUCCUGUCUCCGUGCUGCCACUCGGGACAGGAAAUGACCUCGCUAGGACCCUCAACUGGGGAGGGGGCUACACAGACGAACCUCUGUCUAAGAUCCUGUCCCACGUUGAGGACGGCACCGUGGUCCAGCUGGACCGGUGGAAUCUGCAGGUGGAACCGAACCUCAGUGCAGCGGCUGAACUGGACGAACAACAAAGUGAUAAGCUUCCUCUAGAUGUUUUCAACAAUUACUUCAGUCUGGGAUUCGAUGCUCAUGUGACUCUAGAGUUCCAUGAAUCCAGAGAGGCCAACCCAGAGAAGUUUAACAGUCGAUUUAGGAAUAAGAUGUUCUAUGCUGGGACAGCGUUCUCAGAUUUCCUGAUGGGAAGCUCCAAAGACCUGUCUAAGCAUAUCAAAGUGGUGUGUGAUGGGACGGAUUUAACAUCGAAGGUUCAGGACUUGAAGCUGCAGUGUCUGGUCUUCCUCAACAUUCCCAGGUACUGUGCGGGCACGACACCGUGGGGGAAUCCCAGUGAGCAUCACGACUUUGAACCUCAACGCCACGACGACGGAUACAUCGAGGUCAUCGGAUUCACUAUGACGUCACUGGCUACUCUCCAAGUUGGCGGCCAUGGCGAGAGGUUGAACCAGUGCAGAGAAGUCACCCUCACUACCACUAAGCCUCUCCCAGUACAGGUGGACGGAGAACCGUGCAGACUGGCUCCCUCUGUCAUCCACAUCAGCCUCAGGAACCAGGCCAACAUGGUCCAGAAAACCAAACGACGGACCUCACUGCCACACCUCAACGAUCAGCAGCAGGUCCCUGAUAGGCUGAGGAUCAGAGUCAGCAGGAUCGGUAUGACCGACUAUGAGGCUCUGCACUACGACAAGGACAAACUACGGCAAGCAUCCAUUCCUCUGGGCCUGAUCGUGGUUCCUGGUGACAGUGACUUAGAAACCUGCCGAGAACACAUCCAGCGCCUGCAGGAGGAGGAGGCCGGCAAACCAAAGAUCCUCUCCUCGCAGAGGUUAUCUCCAAAGUGGUGUUUCCUUGACUCUACGACAGCGGAUCGUUUCUACAGGAUCGACAGAGCACAGGAACAUCUGAACUACGUAUCCGAAAUCUCCCAGGAAGAGCUUUUCAUCCUGGACCCUGAGCUCAUCAUCACCACGACCGUCGGCACCUCUCCCUCUGCCAGUCUGGACGUAGCGACCCCUGCCUCCAGCCUGGUGAACAGCGGUUGUUCUCAGAGGCAGCGAGUGAACAGCGACAGCUCCGCAGCCGAAGCUUUCGCUCUCAACGCGGCGCCCGUGGCCAGCAAACUCACCAGGGCCGGCUGCAUCCAUCGCUCCAACACCACUGCUGCCGAUUUUAAACCGAGACUGAGACGAGAGCAGAGCCAGAAGACGGAAGACACCGACGGAGCGAGAGAGAAAGAGAUGUUGAUUGAGUGCGUGAAGAACAAGGACGUGAAGGGGCUGCAGGAGCUGCACCUGAAGGGGGCGGACCUCACGGCGCUGGACCAAUCGGACUGCAGCUUGUUGCACCACGCCGUCAGCACGGGGAGCAAAGACACGGUCCGCUACAUCCUGGACAACGCUCCAAACGACCUGCUGGAUGUCACCGAAAAACUUCAUGGGGAGACUGUCCUCCACCGAGCUGCGUCCCUGUGCCACAGGACCAUCUGCCACUAUCUGGUGGAAGCGGGGGCGUCACUGAUGAAAACCGACCUGCAGGGCGACACGCCAAAGAACCGAGCAGAGAAGGCUCAGGACGCCGAGCUGGCAGCCUAUCUGGAGAACAGGCAGCAUUACCAGAUGAUACAGAGGGAGGACCAGGAGACGGCUGUUUGAAACUGUCAAACACUAUCAAUGAGCAGGGCAGAGAUGAAGAUGCUGUCGUCCUCCUCCUCCUCAUCUUCAUCACGAUGAGACUGAGGCUUCCACGUGUCAUUCCAGAGUGGAGGCCGAGGAGUGGGGGUGGACCAGAUCUGAUCCCAACAUGCGUUUACCGGAGAUUAUGGCAGAGAUGACAAAUGAUGACAGUGACAGUGACACAGAGCUUGUGUUGUUGAGGGUGAAGACGAAGAGAUUUAAAGUCCUUCCUCUUCUUUUUGAGCAGCUUGGUGAUAAAAAAAUCUUCAAGAAAGUCCGAGCCGCUCUGCCCGUGGACAGAAACUUGAUAGAAACUCUUUCAUCUCAAACUAUCUGCCAUGAAUUAAUGAUACUGCCGCGUUUGGUCGAGUUGCACCGUCUCACUUGUCUUCGCCGAGCCUCAUGAGCCUUAAAAAACCCAAACGCACCAAUCAAGAGUUUUUCUUUGGGGCGGAAUUAUCAAAUGAAUAGUGAGCGCAGCGAGAGACUGGAGGAGUUCACUGAAUAUCCAGCCUCUUGGGGAAACUUUAGAAGAAAGUGACGGGAAUAUCACAGGGUCAAAACCAGAAGGGUUCAUCCUCAGGGGGCCAUGAAUAUCCCUCGCAAAGUUCAGGUGAAUCAGAACCAAUGUAAUGGACCAAAGUGCUGACGUUUUGAUAUGAUGGGGACGAGUUCAGGAUCCCAUUAAUUCUGCCAUAGGAAGUGAAUAUUGGAAUGAAGCUGGUGGUUAUUUCCACUGAGCAUGAACCCGACCUUCAGUUGUGUUGUGAACCUGCUUUACUUCUUCAUCUUACCUCACCUACUCAACAAUAUCAUAUUGUACAUACUGAAUUUUGUUGACUAUGUUUGUCGACAUAUUGUAGAGAUGAUUAUUAUUUAUGUGUGUGUGUGUGUUUGUGGGAGGGGGGUGGGGUACAGCAAUGGAUCAAAUAGACAUUUCUGAUUAUGGUUGUUAAACUUGAGCAAACUAUACUUUGUUGUGCCAAACUUUAAAUCGUCGUAACAGUUAAAGAUAUAGUUCACAGAUAUGUACAACCAAAAUAACAAGUCCAUAUCAAUGCCGAUCUCCAUGUGGACACAGGAACUGAAAUGUUUGGAAAAGAAGGAAGAAGUUAAAUUCUGAAUUAGGGUUAGGGUUACACACACACACACACAUUCACACACUCUGCUCCGAGAUGCAAAACUCCGACGCGCUGCUGGGAAGAAAAGCAAAGCUGAGCAGCAAGUGAACCGACCUCCAACUCUUUAAUAGAUAUGGAAAAGAAAAAAAAAAGUUUCUAUGCGCCAAGAGUUUUGAGGGUUUGAUGAUAUUCCUUUUUUUUUGUACAGUGUAUUAUUAAAAACGUCUCUGACUUUGAUUCAACGCAGCGGCUGCCGAAGAAAAAACCAACUCCACCGACCUUUUCUUGUUUAGUUCUUCCUGUGGAAUUUAGCGUUUGAACCGUGUUGGUGUUUUCAGAUUAGUUUUGCUUUGACAGUAAACUCUUACAUGUUGUGCAUCGCAGCGAUUAAAGCACGAUAGGUCUUUUUUUAUUACAUCUGAGGCCCGAAUAAUAUUAAUGCUCUCAUGUUUAGGAUUCUGCUUUUUGUAAACAAGUUGUGAUAAAAUAAAUGGUUUUAAUUUUC